UGUAACGUUAAACUCUGCUUGCUUGUGUAGGUGUUUAUAACAUUACAUUGCUGUAGAAGUACCAGGUUCUUCAUUAUGCGCGUUUCGCCACUCAACGUCACGUAGUUUGCAAUUUCCUUAGUUGGAUAGUUCAAAAAUACCAAACCGUCAUUUCUGGCCGCUGUACUCACGGCAAGAGCUGCGAAUCUCGCAAACGUUGCGGCCGUCGCGUGCAACUAUUGGGCUAAGGACGUCACAGCAAUCGUCACAGUUAGCGCCGUCGCAGCUAGUGCGAUGUCGGCGGACGUAGCGGCCGGAAAACGUCCGGCCAGCGCCGCCGCUAACGGCUCUCAUGCCGAUGCCGACGGCGAUGCCUCCGGCGCCCCGCCCCCAGCCAAGGCCCCCCGCCUACAUGACGGCGAGCGCGUCGCACGGCUCCCAGUUGGCGCCAACCUGGUGGAGGUGGACGGCAAGUCCUGCACACAUGAGGUAGCCUGGCCACCCGGCGAGCAAGGCAGCAUGCUGCCGCCGCCGGCGCGGGAGGGGCCCCCAGCCCGCGUGUAUCCCUUCAAGAUCGACCCCUUCCAGCAAGUGGCUGUCAACUGCCUGGAAGCGGGUCACAGUGUCAUGGUGGCAGCGCACACCUCGGCGGGCAAGACAGUGGUGGCGGAGUAUGCGUUUGCCAUGGCGCUCAGGGACAAGACCCGCGUGGUGUACACCUCGCCGCUCAAGGCGCUGUCCAACCAAAAGUACCGCGAGCUGGCUGAGGAGUUUGUGGACGUGGGGCUGAUGACGGGUGACGUCACCAUCAACCCCAACGCAUCCUGCCUGGUCAUGACCACCGAGAUUCUGCGAUCCAUGCUGUACCGGGGGUCAGAGGUUGUACGUGAGGUGCAGCUGAUUGUGUACGACGAGAUCCACUACCUGCGCGACAAGGAGCGCGGGGUGGUGUGGGAGGAGUCCAUCAUCCUAGCGCCCAGGCAGGCCCGCUUCGUGUUCCUGUCCGCCACCAUCCCCAACGCGCGCGAAUUCGCGGAGUGGGUGUCCAAGACGCACCGCUCGCCCUGCCACGUGGUAUAUACCGACUACCGACCCACGCCGCUGCAGCACUACAUGUUCCCAGCGGGCGGCGACGGGCUGUACAUGGUGGUUGACGAGCGGGGGGUCUUCCGGGAGGACAACUUCCAGAAGGCGGUUGCCGUACUGACCGACACGGACAUCGGCGCAAAGGGCAAGGGCAGCAAGGGUGGCGCCGGAGGUGCAGGCGGCGGUGGCGGCGGCGGCGGCGGUGUCGCCCCUGCGGGCGGCGCCGACUCCCAAAAGUCCGAUAUCUUCAAGCUGGUCCGCAUGAUUAUGGAACGCAACUACGACCCCGUCAUCGUGUUCUCCUUCUCAAAGCGCGAGUGCGAGGCUCUCGCCGCCCAGAUGGCCCCCCUGGAGCUGAACGGCGAGGAGGAGAAGGCGCUGGUGGCGAACAUCUACUGGAGCGCCAUGGAGUGCUUGUCGCAGGACGACCAGCGGCUGCCCCAGAUCACCUCCAUGCUGCCCAUGCUGCAGCGCGGGGUGGGGGUGCACCACUCGGGGUUGCUGCCCAUCGUGAAGGAGGUGGUGGAGAUCCUGUUCCAGGAGGGCCUACUUAAGUGCCUGUUCGCCACGGAGACCUUCUCCACCGGCCUCAACAUGCCGGCCAAGACGGUGGUGUUCACCAACGUCAAGAAGUACGACGGGGGUGCGUUCCGCUGGAUCACCAGUGGGGAGUACAUCCAGAUGAGCGGCAGGGCGGGGCGGCGCGGGCUGGAUGACAGAGGUGUUGUGAUCCUGAUGCUGGACCAGCGGCUGGAGCCGCCUGUAGCCAAGGAGAUGAUCAAGGGCGCCCCCGACACCCUCUACUCCGCCUUCCACCUGGGAUACAACAUGCUGCUCAGCCUGAUGCGGGUGGAGGGCGCGGAGCCGGAGCAGCUCAUGGCGGCCAGCUUCAGGCAGUUCCAGACCGAGCGCGCGCUGCCCUCCCUGGAGGCCCGCGUGGCGGCCCUGGAGGCCCAGCGCGACGCCAUUGUCGUACCCGAGGAGGCGGAUGUACGGCAGUACUACAACCUGCUGGAGCAGCUGGUGGCGCAGCGGGCGGCGCUGCGGGCGGCGCUGAAUGUGCCCUCCGCGGCGCUGCCCUUCCUGCAGCCAGGUCGGCUGGUUCGGCUGCUGCCCGAGCCGCCGGAGCUCAUGCGCCCGCUGCCGGACUUCAGCGAGCCACCCACUGCGGGCUUUGCCGCUGCUGCCGGGGCUGGGGCUGGUGCUGGUGGGGGUGGUGCGCAGGCGUCUACCUCGGCUCCUGACAGCGCAGGCGGCGGGGGCGAGGCGGUGGUGGCGGAGGUGACACACGGCGUGUGGGGCGCGGUGGUCAACUUUGAACGAGUCGGCGGGAAAAAAGGCGGCGAAGACGACGACGGUGGCGGUGGUGGCGGCAAAGGCAAGGGCAAGAAGAAGGGCUCCUCCUCCUCCUCCUCGGCCGCCCACUUCAUCGUGGACGUGCUGGUCAACACGGCCCCUCCGCCGGGGGGUGCGGUCGGCAGCGGAGCCACCCUGCCGCGCGGCACGCCUGUGCGGCUGCUGCCCCCCGGGGACAAGAGCGGGGUGCCGCUGGUGGUGACCUUCUCGCUAGCACAGGUUGACCGGCUCAGCAGCGUGCGCAUCUACCUGCAGCGCGACCUGCGCCCGCUGGAUGCGCGCCGGGCGGGGUGCUCCUCGCUGGCGGAGGCGCUGGUGCGGCUGGCGGGGGGCGCACGGGGGGGGCGCGUGCCGCUGCUGGACCCGGAGGAGGACAUGAAGGUGAGCGACAAGUCCGUGCGCAAGACGCAGUCCAAGCUGGAGAGUGUGGAGGGGCUGCUGGGCGCCCACCGCCUGGCCUCCGCCUGCACCCCCGUCGAGCUGCGGGCGCGGCUGGGGGCGCUGCAGCGGCGGGGGCAGGCGGAGGAGGCGGUGGCGGCGGCACGCAGGGAGGCAAAGCUAGCAACCAGCCUCAUCCUCAAAGACGAACUCAAGGCUCGUCAGCGGGUGCUGCGGCGGCUGGCCUACGUGGACGAGGGGGGUGUGGUGAGCGUGAAGGGCCGCCUGGCUGCCUCGCUAAGCUGCGGUGACGAGCUGGUGCUGGCUGAGCUGGUGUUCGGGGGCGCGUUCAACGACAUGAGCCUGGAGGCGCUGGCGGCCACCUGCUCCUGCUUCGUGUUCCAGGAGAAGGGGGGGCCAGGGGGAGGUCCCAAGCUUCGUGAGGAGUUGGUGGGUGCGCUGGCGGCGCUGAAGGACGCGGCCCGGCGAGUGGCCAAGGUGGAGCUGGAGUGCAAGAUGGCUCUGGACUGCGGCCCCCACGGCGGCGCCGCCCCCUCCAGCGACGUGGAGGAGUACCUGGCCAAGUUCCGACCCGACCUGAUGGAGCCCGUGGCGGCCUGGGUGCGGGGGGCCAAGUUCUCGGAGCUAGCCAAGAUGACCAGCGUGUUCGAGGGUUCGUUGGUUCGUGCCGUACGGCGGUUGGAGGAGUUGUUGCGGCAGUUGGGCGAGGGUCUGCGGGGCAUCGGGGAGGAGGCGCUGGCGGAGCGGUUCGAGGCGACCCGGGAGCGCAUCAAGAGGGACAUCAUCUUCGCGGCCUCGCUGUACCUGUGAUGUGAUGAAGGGGGAGGGAGGUGCUAUGAAGUGAUGGGUUGUCUAGGGGCAGUGAUGGGGCAUCUAGGUGUGUGACUGGUGGCGACUGGGAUUGCUAGUGGGGAGAUGGGUGGCGACAGGUUGCGUGUUUGCCUUUGCGAGCGUUUACCUGGGCCGGGUGCGGUGGUGAGGGGUGGCAGGGAUUGAGGAGGAGAGGGGGUAAAGAGGAAACAACUGACCGUGUGAUAAGGCGUCAUCAUGGUUUGCAACACGUGAGCCAGCCCGACCCGCCCAGCCAGCCCAGGAGGAGGUGGGGAGGGUUAAGGGGUAAGCCACAGUGGGUACUGGUAGCUAGUUGAGGCGGGAGCAUGGAACGUGUGGGGGCUAGGAAUACUAUACGACACCGCAGGACGGUCGUACGCGCCAAUGACGCCGAAAUGUACGACAUUUGAUAGCCGCCGGGAACCUGCCUGCCUGCCUGGAGUUACUGCUGAGCACUGCCGGGGUUACCUUGGCGGGGGGGGG
This is a messenger RNA of Astrephomene gubernaculifera, 4134 nucleotides long. The record is from the annotation of a GenBank genome assembly. Lineage: Eukaryota; Viridiplantae; Chlorophyta; Chlorophyceae; Chlamydomonadales; Astrephomenaceae.